CCAAACUCCAGUCUCCCAUAAUUAUGAGUGUUAAAUCGCAGCGCAGGACUUUGGGAAGCCUGAUGAGACUGUGUUCAUGUGUGUGUUGCAGGCGGAUGGUCAGUGAGGCAGCCAUGCGAGGCCAGCGUGUGGUGGAGAACGAGUGUAGGUGCUGGAACCCGGCCAUCUGGCUCCUGGCGUCCCUGCUGGGAUCCCUCGUCUUGGUGGCCGUCAGUGUUCUGAGAAACGGAGACUUGAAAAUAACCAGACGAGCUGUAAACAUUUCAGCCGAUAUGCCGAAGCAGUACCAAGUACAACUGGUUAACGGACUGAACAGGUGUGAGGGUAGAGUGGAGGUAUUCUACAACAACUCAUGGGGCACAGUGUGUGACGAUGAAUGGGACAUGGUGGAUGCCAACGUGGUGUGUCGGCAGCUAAACUGUGGAGUGGCUGUGGCAGUGGGCAGCAGCUCUAGGUUUGGACAAGGCACAGGGCCGAUCCUGCUCGAUAACGUAGAUUGCAGAGGAAAUGAAAGAAACCUCAGAGAGUGCCGCGCUCUGGCCUGGGGCGUCCACAACUGUUACCACUAUGAAGACGUGGGUGUUACUUGCAGAGUGGUGGGAGCAAAGGGUUUUCGCACAACACCGCCCCAGGAGAACUACGGUUUACGUGAUGGCACCAUCCGUCUGGUGGAUGGAUACAACUCGUGCCAGGGCCGGGUUGAGAUCUUCUACCAGGGAGACUGGGGGACAGUGUGUGAUGACGAAUGGAGCUUUGAGAAUGCCUGGGUGGUGUGCCACCAGUUAGGCUGUGGCAGAGCCAUCCAUGCACACAGUAACUCUUACUUUGGCUACGGAACGGGUCGGAUUCUCCUGGACAAUGUCAACUGCUACGGUUCUGAACAGGACCUGACUAGAUGCAAAAGCCUGCCCUGGGGCAACCACAACUGCGGGCAUCAUGAGGACGCUGGAGUCACGUGCACUGGAACCAGCACUAUACCUCCUUUGGUAACAGACAACCAGAGAGGGAUUUGGGUAACAUACACUAGUGAAGCAACAGAAAGCAUUCCAGUCACCAAUGCUCCAACUACAACGACUGUCACCACAACUGCCCAGACAAAAGGCAACCCAACCAUUCGUCUGGUCAAUGGUAACCAUAGCUGUGAGGGUCGUGUAGAGGUCCUAUACAAAAAUAUUUGGGGGACAGUGUGUGAUGAUGACUGGGACAUGUUCAACGCUAACGUGGUGUGCAGGCAGGUAGGCUGUGGCCCAGCUUUGGGGGCUAUGACACAGGCUCACUUUGGCUUCGGUUCUGGUGUCAUCCUGCUGGACAAUGUGGAAUGUAGUGGCUUGGAACGGGAGCUGUCCCAGUGCUCCCACCUGGGCUGGGGUCAGCACAACUGUCGCCAUCAUGAGGAUGCUGGAGUUAUCUGUGCACCUUCUAAUUUUUACUAUGGAAAUGGACGUGACUUUAGAGCAACAGAGAAGAUACCUGCCACCCCCACUUCAGAACCAUCUGAAGGAAUGCUGAGACUGGUGGGAGGCCAGCACCAGUGUGAUGGUCGCAUAGAGAUUUACUCAAAUUCUGAAUGGGGCACAGUGUGCGAUGAUGCUUGGGAUAUCCCUGACGCUCAGGUUGUGUGUCGCCAAGUGGGCUGUGGCGAGGCCACAGCUGCUCGGGGAGAAGCUUUUUUCGGGCCCGGCACAGGCAAAAUCCUGCUGGACAAUCUCAAGUGCACCGGUAUGGAGGGCACCCUGCAGGAGUGCUCCCAUAUAUCCUGGAACGUGCACAACUGUGACCACUCUGAAGAUGCUGGCGUCACCUGCUCACUGUCGUGAUUUGAGCAGAACCACACUCCCAUCUCCACCAUGGGUAGGAAGUGGGCGUACUGAACCUGGGACUUGUAUACAUUAUGUAAAUAACAGCUUUCACAUUGCUGAAGGAGUACUCCACCACCAACCACAUACAAAAAAACUAAUAUGACAAUAUAUGAUGACAUACUUUUAACUAUAUAUGCCUAUUAAGCACUUUAUAAAUAAAUAUAUGAUAUAAAAUACAAUGUACACAGUUUUUUUUGUUUUGACAAACCAAAAAUGUACUGUACGUGUGAUUUUUUGUUAAGUUAGGUUAGGAAUAUCGGAGGAAGGGCAGUUUGGAUGAUGAGACACAUGGGCUUCAGCUCCAAUCUUUUUGCAAAUAUGUAUGAUAUACCAAACAGAAACCUAAAUGGGAACAAAUGAUAUUCGAACAUACAGUAAGAUAACAGACACAUACAUAAAUAAAUGUGUUAUAUGUUGUGAAUAUGCA
This is a messenger RNA of Eleginops maclovinus (Patagonian blennie), 2286 nucleotides long. It is a transcript of the gene ssc4d, whose product is annotated as scavenger receptor cysteine-rich domain-containing group B protein. NCBI's taxonomy places the organism in Eukaryota, Metazoa, Chordata, Actinopteri, Perciformes, Eleginopidae. The record is from RefSeq and is a predicted model, not a curated record. The transcript has 11 exons. Gene Ontology annotation, cellular component: membrane. Bases 24 to 1817 code for a protein of 597 amino acids.